This is a messenger RNA of Peromyscus eremicus (cactus mouse), 2161 nucleotides long. RefSeq names its product lipolysis stimulated lipoprotein receptor (gene Lsr). The coding region runs from base 285 to 2069 and encodes 594 amino acids. Gene Ontology annotation, biological process: establishment of blood-brain barrier; tricellular tight junction assembly. The transcript is spliced from 10 exons. Gene Ontology annotation, cellular component: plasma membrane; tricellular tight junction. Lineage: Eukaryota; Metazoa; Chordata; Mammalia; Rodentia; Cricetidae. The record is from RefSeq and is a predicted model, not a curated record.
CCACCCUUGUGUACCUGGGCGGAUCCAUUCCUGGGAAUGAACAGGGGGUGGAGUGACCCGGAGAGCCACCGCGCGCCGGGGUCAGUUGUCCUGGGAAACCCGAAGGCAUGAGUUUCGUCCAAGUUUUCUUUGUAGGUUAGAACUCCUUCUGUGUGGGGAAAAUGGACUUGGAUUAGGGGCCGAGUGGAGCAAGCACCCUCUUCGGCCUUGGUGCUCGCCGCGCCCCCUACUCUCGGGAUACUUGGGAGGGGACGCGCGGGCUCCGUCGCUGCUAGACGGCCGCGAUGGCGCCGGCGCCCAGCGCGCGUUCUGGGGCGCCUGGCUCCCGGCCGGCCACUAUGCUCUUCCUGUGGCUCUUUCUCAUCACUUACUGUCCAGCUCCUGCCAGCACCAUCCAGGUGACUGUGUCUGACCCCUACCACGUAGUGAUCCUGUUCCAGCCAGUGACACUGCCCUGCACCUAUCAGAUGAGCAACUCGAUCUCAUCCCCCAUCGUGAUCUGGAAGUACAAGUCAUUCUGCCGAGACCGCGUGGCCGAUGCCUUCUCCCCUGCCAGCGUGGAGAACCAGAUAAAUGCCCAGCUGGCAGCUGGCAACCCUGGUUACAACCCCUAUGUGGAGUGCCAGGACAGUGUACGCACCGUUAGGGUGGUGGCCACCAAGCAGGGCAAUGCCGUGACCCUAGGAGAGUACUACCAGGGCAGGAGGAUCACCAUCACAGGAAAUGCUGACCUGACGUUCGAGCAGACGGCCUGGGGGGACAGUGGGGUGUAUUACUGCUCUGUGGUCUCAGCCCAGGAUCUGGAUGGGAACAACGAGGCAUACGCAGAGCUCAUUGUCCUCGGCAGGACCUCAGAGGCCCCUGAGCUCCUACCUGGUUUUCGGGCGGGGCCCUUGGAAGAUUGGCUCUUUGUGGUCGUGGUCUGCCUGGCGAGCUUCCUCCUCUUCCUCCUCCUGGGCAUCUGCUGGUGCCAGUGCUGUCCCCACACCUGCUGCUGCUAUGUCAGAUGUCCCUGCUGCCCAGACAAGUGCUGCUGCCCUGAGGCCCUUUAUGCUGCCGGCAAAGCAGCCACCUCAGGCGUCCCCAGCAUCUACGCCCCCAGCAUCUACACCCACCUCUCUCCUGCCAAGACCCCACCACCACCACCUGCCAUGAUUCCCAUGGGCCCUCCCUACAGCAGGUACCCUGGAGACUUUGACAGGAACAGCUCAGUCGGUGGCCACAGCUCCCAGGUACCUCUGAUGCGUGAUGUGGACGGCAGUGUGUCUUCAGAAGUAAGAAGUGGCUACAGGAUACAGGCUAGCCAGCAGGACGACUCCAUGAGGGUCCUAUACUAUAUGGAGAAGGAGCUAGCCAACUUUGACCCUUCCCGGCCUGGCCCUCCCAAUGGCCGAGUGGAACGGGCCAUGAGUGAAGUCACCUCCCUCCAUGAAGAUGACUGGAGAUCUCGGCCUUCCAGGGGUCCUGCCCUUACCCCAAUCCGGGAUGAGGAGUGGAGUGGCCACUCGCCUCGGAGUCCCAGGAUGUGGGAGCAGGAACCCCUUCAAGAACAGCCAAGGGGCGGCUGGGGAUCCGGGCGGCCUCGAGCCCGCUCUGUGGAUGCUCUGGAUGACAUCAACAGGCCUGGCUCCACUGAAUCAGGAAGGUCUUCUCCCCCAAGUAGUGGGAGAAGAGGACGGGCCUAUGCACCUCCCAGAAGCCGCAGCCGGGAUGACCUCUAUGACCCCGACGAUCCUCGGGACUUGCCACAUUCCCGAGAUCCCCACUACUAUGACGACUUGAGGUCUAGGGAUCGGCGAGCUGACCCCAGAUCCCGUCAGAGAUCCCGGGACCCUCGGGAUGCUGGCUCCAGGUCACGGGACCCUCAAUAUGAUGGGCGACUAUUAGAAGAGGCCUUAAAGAAAAAGGAGUCUGGAGAGAGAAGGAGACUUUACAGGGAGGAAGAUGAGGAAGAGGAAGGCCACUACCCCCCAGCGCCGCCUCCUUACUCAGAGACUGACUCGCAGGCCUCGAGGGAGCGGAGGAUGAAAAAGAAUUUGGCCCUGAGUCGGGAAAGUUUAGUCGUCUGAUCUCACGUUUUGUAUGUAGCUUUUAUACUUUUUUUUUUAAUUGGAGUACUGAUGAAACUCUUUACCAAGCCUAAUAAAAUGCCUAAUCACAA